Molecule: messenger RNA, 2652 nt
Organism: Daktulosphaira vitifoliae (grape phylloxera)
Lineage: Eukaryota; Metazoa; Arthropoda; Insecta; Hemiptera; Phylloxeridae
Product: 2-phosphoxylose phosphatase 1
Exons: 3
Coding region: 319-1770 (483 amino acids)
Biological process (GO): dephosphorylation
Molecular function (GO): phosphatase activity
Source: RefSeq, a predicted model, not a curated record
AAUGUGUAUUAUUGAUUAAAUUAUAUAUUUUUUGUUACAAUAAUAAUUGUAAUGAUAUUUUACUUAAAAUAAUUGUUUUUUGUCUUAAUUGAUUUUAUUAAAUUAAUAAAAUUAAGUGUUUACAAAUUGUAAUAAUCACUCUUACUAUUGACCAUUUUUGGUAUAAAUAUUAUGAAAUAACAUACUGGAUUUAUUAUAUAUUCAAAUAUUCAAUAUGGUUCUUAUAAUCAAAGAUAAAUGGAAUAUAAAAUUCAGAGUUAUGAGUUUGACAUUGAUGAGUAUAACCUAAUUAAAGUUAUACAAUAAAUUUCACAUUAAAUGGCCUACAUUCAAGUUGCCACAGUACGGAAUAUGACACGUCGUAGAUAUUUAUUGUAUUUAAUAAUAUGGUUGUGCGUCUGCUUUCCUGUAUUAUAUUUAAAAUUAUCAGAUAAUCCAACAAUAGAAAAAAAUAAUGUACAUGUAACUGAAAAACAUACUCGUAAACCAAUAAAUUUAUCAAAAUUGAAUUACAAAAAAUUAAACAAGUUUUGUAAUGCUCCUAAUAUGAUAGCUAUUGGAGAUGAAGGAAAUAUAGGCAUAUUAAAAAACAGUUUUACUAUUCAAGGUGUUUUAAUUCUAAUUCGACAUGGUGAUCGUGGACCUCUGACUCAUGUUCGUAGUAUAGCAAGUGUGAAUUGUGGUAUUAUUCCUGAAUCAUAUCAUCAAGAAUACUUAAAAUUUUUAGAAAACUUAUAUUUUAAUGGGUCUUUACAAUUUCUUGGUCCUUUUCAUAGUUACCCUAUUAUUACUCAAAAUAAUUGUUCUAUAAGCCAACUAACUCCAGUUGGUGUCGCUCAAAUGUUAAAAUUAGGUAAAAUUUUACGUACUACCUACUCCUCUUUACUAAAUAUUACUACUUCUGAAGAAAUUAUUGUAUAUAGUACAAAAUAUAGGCGUACAUUCCAAAGUGCUUUAGCAUUCAUGUAUUCAAUUUUACCUACAGAUUUGCUUUCUAAAAUAAUAUUUAAAGAAAGUGACAGUUAUUCAUAUUGCUUUGAUCACUGUGCUUGCCAAAAUGCUCAACUUUUAUCUAAAAAAUUAGGCCAGUCAUCAUCAAAACGCUUAAGAUCUCAUAGAAUCGUGGAGAAGUUACUAAAACGUGUCCACAAUAUAGUGUACUCAUUACCUAAAAGUGUUCAUGUUGAUCCCUAUGUUCUAAAAGAUUCUAUUUUAACAUAUAUAUGUCAUGAUGCACCUUUACCAUGCCAUCAUCAUAACUGCUUAAAAGUAGGGGAUGUUGAAGAUCUUUUUGGGUUUAUUGAUUGGGAUUUGAAACAACACUCUAAACACAAUGCUUUUCACAAACUAGGCUUGUUGAAAUCUUAUGGAUUUGCUUUAAAUUUAGCUUUAAAUCUCCUUAAAAUGGUGUCUGAGAAUAAACCAAAUUUAGUUUUAUAUGCUGGUCACGAUUUAACACUUCAAUAUUUAUUGACAACCUUUGGUAUCUCUAAUCAUGAAGCGAUAUUACCCAAUUAUGCAUCAAGAUUAAUUUUUGAGGUAUAUAGAAAUAACUCAAUUGACUCUUCAUAUCCAGGUAAAGACUUCUUUUUUAGAGUAAUUUUUAAUGGUAAAGAUGUAACUCAUUCAGUAUCAUUUUGCAAUCAUGUUAUAUUUAAAGGAAUAUACUUAUGUCCAAUCGAGUCUGCUGUUAGAUUUAUACAUGAUGAUUAUUUUAGUGUGUUCAAUGCUUCUAAUUUUAAAGAAGCAUGUAACAUGCACAUUCCAUGAAAUUAUUUAUUAAAUUAUUUAAAUAUAUUGACAAAAAUUUUUAAUAAAAUGUAUGUUAAGCAUUUUGACAUAUUUCCUAUGUUUUAAAUAAUUUGUUUUAUCAGUUGAUCUCUUUAUAUUAUUUUUAAUAAUUUUAUGAUUUAAGAGAAUUUAUUUAAAAUAUGCAAGAUAUAAAAUUACAUUUUACAAUUCGAUAAAAUGAAAAAAAAAACUUGUAAUAUUUUAUGAACAAAAGUCUAUAUUCUCAUUUACUCAUUUAUUUCAUCUAACUAAUAUUUCUAUAUUAUAUUUAUAAAAGUUAAUAAGCAUAAUUAUUGAAAUUUAAAUAUUUAUGAAAUAUUUUAUGUAGUAAUAUUUUAAUUAGGUGUUACUAUUAAGGUUAAUUGUUACAGAAAAUUAAAAAUUAUAUUCAUUUGUUGUAUACAGUCAUUACCUUCUUUAAUUUAAAAAAGGUGUACUAUCUAUUAAACUGAUUGAAACAAUUUAAAUUGAUUUUUCCUUUAAACAUUUAUUAAUAAAUAAUGACUUAAGAAUGGUUGAACAAAAAAGUAAUUAAGAACACCAUGAUUGACCAUUCUGUUAUUUAUAGUAAAACUUGCUUAAAACAUAAUUUUACAUGUUAUAGUGUUAUACUUAGAUGAGGUUUGCUUGAUAAGAUUUAGUUUUAUUUUAUAUUUUUAAUGUGCAGUAGACAUUUAAAUGUAUAUAAAUAUUUUUUACCAAAUUUGCUGUAUUUACUAGUCAUUAUUUUUGUUAUAAUUAUUAUUUAAAUAAAAAUUGUCAGUCUAAUGUAUUCAAAUUCUUGUAUUUGGUUGAUAUCAAUUAUUAAAGUGAAAAAGUAUUAUUUUAUUGUAAUUUUGCAUUUUAUACAAAAUAACCAUU